This is a messenger RNA of Cuscuta campestris, 975 nucleotides long. The record is from the annotation of a GenBank genome assembly. Lineage: Eukaryota; Viridiplantae; Streptophyta; Magnoliopsida; Solanales; Convolvulaceae.
CUUAAACCACAAGUCCAAGAUUUAAGCGUUUUCUAAUUUUCUUUAAAAAGUAUAUUGUGUGACCUAGUUUUGAAUUUUGAAUGCAUAUUUACUCCCAUUCCAGUACCAAAUUUUAUUCAAUUGAACGCGCCAGUUUUACUUCUCGGCCCAGAAGUAAUAUUGUCCAUGGAAGUCUCGCGGGAAAUCUCCCUCUUCCGCUCCCAAAUCCAAAACCGAAGAUUCGAUGACGCAACUCUCCGAAUUCUCGAGUCCAUUUUAGUCUCCGGCGACGCGAAAUCGCUUGAUCAGAUCGCCUCCGCUUUGAAGGAUUUCAUGCGACGCGAGUCUCUCUGUAUCCUCCAUGAAACCAGCGCUCUCAGAUCUGUUGACGAUCAUCUUCUGAUUGUGGAAUUUCUCGUCCGCGUCUUCGCUCUUAUUGCCGAUGAUGAGAGUUGUCUGGCGUUGAGGUACGAAGCAUUGCUAUUGCGAGAACGAAAGGCUCCCACUGAUCAGAAUCUUCGAGUCUCCUGCAUUGAAUGGCUUACAUUUGCGGAACAUUCAUUUCAGAAUGGUUUUUGUUCUAUUGCUAGAAUGGCAUGUGAGAAGGCAUUAUCAUGCUUUGAUGCAGGUAGCAAUACAGUUGAUGGUCAGACUGGUGACUUCUCCAAAAAUGUGCAUUUGAUUGAAAAAAUCAAGAAUCUCAAAGAUGCUGCUUCUAUCACUGCUUCUUCACAUUCUGUUCAAGCACAGGCAGCAAAAUACUUAAAGAAGAAACCGGUUGCGAGAAAUACAUAUCAACCUUUUCCAGUUAUCGAAGCUAAUAAAGGUUAUGGAAGUGUUUUGUUCCGGGAAGGGAUUAAAAGACGUCACUUACGGAAGUUGCAGGUUGCCAGAAGCAGGCUGCCUCCUUCCCAGAUGGACUGAAAAUUUUCCAGGCAGAAAAGUAAGAAAACCUUUCAUAGUCAGAGAGUCGGAACCCAUGAAGAUUGUGAAUUU